Schizosaccharomyces cryophilus OY26 is the source of this 720-nucleotide messenger RNA. Its product is annotated as hsp16-like protein. Lineage: Eukaryota; Fungi; Ascomycota; Schizosaccharomycetes; Schizosaccharomycetales; Schizosaccharomycetaceae. Gene Ontology annotation, biological process: protein folding; response to salt stress; protein complex oligomerization. The coding region runs from base 51 to 482 and encodes 143 amino acids. The transcript has a single exon. The record is from RefSeq and is a predicted model, not a curated record.
GAGUAAUUUGUAUUUUGACUAUUGUGUGAAAUAAGCGAGUGCUGUUUACAAUGUCUCUUCAACCUUUCUUCGAUUUACACCCAUUCCAAGACGUCUUUUCUGACUUUUUAAGCUAUUCCCCCCGCGUUCAACGCCAGGAUCGUGCUGUUGAUUUGUCACCUGCCAUUGAUGUCCAUGAAGACAAAGAUACGGUUGCUGUUGAUGUAGAACUUCCUGGUGUCAAAAAGGAAGACGUUCAAGUUCAUUACGACGAAGGAAAGCUUACCGUUUCUGGUAAAUCCGUGAAUGAACGCAAGAGCGAGGGAGAUCGAGGAAACCACAGAUGGUCUGAACGUCGCUUUGGAUCCUUCUCUCGAACUAUCUCCAUCCCCAGCAGGAUCGAUUCCGACCGUAUUGAAGCCCAAUAUUCCAAUGGCAUCUUGAGUAUUGUCUUGCCCAAGAUUGAGCAAUCUCGCUCCAAGAAACAAAUCGCCAUCAAUUAAGCUGAAGGCUAGUGGUAUUGAGUUUAUGAUGAUAUGAUUGUAUUCUAAUGAGAAUUUAUAAUGGCAUAAUGACUUUUUAAUAUAGCAUUGCGUUUAAUGAGAGUUUAUCAAACUUUAAAGGUACUCACUUCAUUAUUGUUUAUAUCAAAUAGCAGUGUGGCCCAGGAAUGUCGGUAGCAUCUAUCUUGCCAGUACGAUUCCAGCCGUCUUGACCAGAACACUAUAAUAUUACCAACGG